Molecule: messenger RNA, 1223 nt
Organism: Trichosurus vulpecula (common brushtail)
Lineage: Eukaryota; Metazoa; Chordata; Mammalia; Diprotodontia; Phalangeridae
Gene: PYURF
Product: PIGY upstream reading frame
Exons: 2
Coding region: 92-439 (115 amino acids)
Source: RefSeq, a predicted model, not a curated record
AGGAGCCUCCGGAAGGGGCGUGGCUCCGUUAUCAGAGCCGGAGCGGGCGCGAGAACGAGGCAGCCGAGAGUUCCCCGCCGCGGGAGGGGCCAUGCUGAGUGGGCCGUGGCGACGAGCUCUGUUUGCGCUGGUGGGGAGGCCGCCGCUGGCGUCGGCCGCCGGGAGCAGGGCGGUGCACGCGGCGGGGCUCAGGCCGGCCGCCGACAGCCCGGGGUCGGGCCAGGCCUCGCCUCCGGCCGCCUUUGACGCAGCCCUGCUGGACGUGCUGGUGUGCCCGCUCUCUAAGAAGCCUCUGAGGUAUGAAGUAUCAACAAAUGAACUGAUUAAUGAAGAACUGGGAAUUGCUUACCCAGUCAUUGAUGGUAUUCCUAAUAUGAUACCACAGGCUGCAAGAAUGAUACAUCAGAAUAAGCAACAAGAAAAAAAAGAACAAGAGUAGGCUGCUGUUAUUGAAAACCAAACUCCUGGACCCCAGCACCGUAAGGGGGAGGAAGAGAUAAACAGUCAAGGAAGAUGUUUCUGUCUCUCCCCACAAUGACUGUCCUUGUUCCUCUGAUCUCUUUAGCUGGACUCUUUUACUCUGCCUCUGUAGAUGAAAACUUUCCCCACGGUUGUACCAGCACCAGCAGCCUGUGCUUUUACAGUCUUCUCUUGCCAAUUACCAUACCAGUUUAUGUGUUCUUCCACCUCUGGACUUGGAUGGGGAUUAAGCUCUUUAGACACAAUUGAUGCAAUCAGGGGCUCCCCUGGGAAACUAUGUAGUAAGGCCAUGUGAUUUACUUUUAAACAGAAAAUAUAUAUACGAGAAUGAUCUCAUUUUCAUAGCAAACUAAGAUUUUCAUCCUUCUCUUAGAGACUCUGGAUUAAAGAAAUUUAAAAUGGGCUUUUUUAUCUCACCUUUUCCAUAGUUAUGGGCAGAGGAGAGGAAUCCCUGUAUUCAUUUCAUUAAAAUGUUUCCUUGUUAGACUUAACAGCCCUAAUAUUGAUGUAUAUAAAUGUUGGAUUUUAGUUUUGAUUAUACUCAACUAAAAGUUAAAUACAUUUACUGAAAGGUUUUUGGAUUAUUUUGGUUAGUAGAUGAAAGGCUUUUGGGCAAUGGAAGGUAAUAAUAAAAAUAACUAAUAUUUUCAAAGGUACUACACCAAAUAAUUUGUUCAUUUAAUUAGUUUCAGAUAAAUUCAUUUGAACUAGCAUUCAUACAAAAUAAAAUGGAAAUUGAUGUG